Messenger RNA from Rhinolophus ferrumequinum (greater horseshoe bat), 1250 nucleotides. RefSeq names its product serine protease 44-like. Gene Ontology annotation, biological process: proteolysis. The coding region runs from base 133 to 987 and encodes 284 amino acids. The record is from RefSeq and is a predicted model, not a curated record. Gene Ontology annotation, molecular function: serine-type endopeptidase activity. NCBI's taxonomy places the organism in Eukaryota, Metazoa, Chordata, Mammalia, Chiroptera, Rhinolophidae. The transcript has 5 exons.
CCUGCAGGGGUUCCAGGACCCUCUGCAGCCCCCGAAUCCCGCGUGAUUGCGGUAUCCCAUUUGGUGGCGUUCACCGCAGGUGACUCUGAUUCCUACAAGGCUUGGGCAGCUCCACAGACACCCGCAGCGGCAAUGGCCGCAGGAGCACCACAGGUUUCCUCAGGAUGUGGCCAUCGGAGUCUGAGGAUAGUUGGUGGAAGGCCGGCUUCAGAGAAGAACUGGCCCUGGCAGGUGAGCCUGCAGAUCCAUGACGAGCACGUGUGUGGAGGCUCCCUCAUUGGCAAUCGGUGGGUGCUGACGGCAGCCCACUGCAUAUAUGGCCAUUUGGACUACACGGUGAAGAUAGGAGACAUUAACGUGAAGCACACGUCCACCACGGCAGUCAAGGUCCCAGUUCAAGAUAUUGUUAUCCACCAAGAUUACAGUCCUUUCGGAACAAUCAAAAAUGAUAUUGCUUUGGCUCUGCUCGAGUUCCCUGUGAAGUACUCCUCACACAUCCAGCCUGUGUGCUUCCCUCAAAAGGCCUUCGAGGUGCAAGCUGGUACGGAGUGCUGGGUGACCGGAUGGGGGAAACUACAUGAAAAAGAUUCUAAAGAUGAUGUUCCAGAGCUGCUUCAGGAGGCUGAGCUAAGCAUUAUCCGCUAUCAGGAAUGUAAUGAGAUACUCAAGAAAAAGUUGGAAAGUAUAAGUAACGUUGUCAAGAAAGGGACUGUCUGUGGUUACAGUGCCCUAGGAAAGGAUUCCUGCCAGGGAGAUUCUGGGGGGCCCCUGGUCUGUGAAUACAAUGAGACGUGGGUCCAGGUGGGGAUUGUGAGCUGGGGCAUUGGCUGUGGUCACAGACAUCUUCCUGGUGUUUAUACAGAAGUUAGUGUCUACAAGGACUGGAUCACUGAUCGCAUGAGUCUGGCUUCUUCUCAGGACUCAGCAGCCUUCCUCCUCCUACCCCUGUGUCUGGUGCUGCCCCUGGGCAUCCUGGCAACUCCGUGAUCACCGCGGCCCACUCCCCUCCUGUUCUGAGUCCCGCACUAGGCCUCUCCUCCCACCGCCCACUCCUCCGUGCCCUUCCUCACAUUCCGAUUGGGACCCACCGACCCUGUGGAGAUCCACACAAUAGAGAGCAGAAGCAAGACUGGAGCCCCCAAAGUGCCCCAGCCUGGUGCUCCAGUCACCUGCCUUGGCCACACUCACACCUUGGCUGUGCUCUACCUGCCCGGAUGGAGAGGUGAAACCAUUCCAGCUAGAGGGCCAGC